This is a messenger RNA of Hippocampus zosterae (dwarf seahorse), 3065 nucleotides long. RefSeq names its product septin 8a (gene septin8a). Gene Ontology annotation, molecular function: GTP binding; GTPase activity; molecular adaptor activity. Gene Ontology annotation, cellular component: septin ring; septin complex; cell division site. Lineage: Eukaryota; Metazoa; Chordata; Actinopteri; Syngnathiformes; Syngnathidae. The transcript has 10 exons. Gene Ontology annotation, biological process: cytoskeleton-dependent cytokinesis. The coding region runs from base 148 to 1575 and encodes 475 amino acids. The record is from RefSeq and is a predicted model, not a curated record.
AAUCCUCUUGCCUCUCCUUUCUUCUCUUGGUCUCGUAUGUCAGCAGCAGGCGAGCAUUAGCGAGAGACGAGGGCAGCUCCCCUUUCGCCCCCAACUUCUCAUUCAGUCCUUCUCAGCUGCACGCCCGAGCACCGCACAUUCCGCACUAUGGCUGCAACGGACGUGGACGUGUUUUCGAAUGAAGAGAAACGCAGCCUCAAUCUGGGCGGCCAUGUUGGAUUCGACAGCCUCCCCGACCAACUGGUCAGCAAAUCGGUCACGCAGGGUUUUUGCUUUAACAUCCUUUGUGUAGGGGAGACGGGCAUCGGCAAGUCGACGCUAAUGAACACGCUCUUCAACACCAUGUUUGAGAAUGAGGAGGCCAGCCACUACCAGAACGGUGUCUACCUGCGUCCGCGGACAUACGACCUGCAGGAGAGCAACGUCCACCUCAAACUCACCAUUGUGGACACCGUCGGCUUCGGCGACCAGAUCAACAAAGACGACAGUUACAAGCCCAUUGUGGACUACAUCGACACUCAGUUUGAAAACUACCUGCAGGAAGAGCUGAAGAUUAAGCGCUCGCUGUUCAACUACCACGACACCAGGAUCCACAUCUGCCUCUACUUCAUCGCCCCGACGGGACACUCUCUUAAGUCCUUGGACCUGGUGACGAUGAAGAAACUAGACAGCAAGGUCAGCAUCAUUCCCAUCAUUGCCAAAGCUGAUACGAUCUCCAAGAGCGAACUCCACAAAUUCAAAAUCAAGAUUAUGAGCGAGCUGGUGAGCAACGGCGUCCAGAUAUAUCAAUUCCCAACAGACGACGAAGCCGUCAGCGAGAUCAACUCCUCCAUGAACGCUCAUCUGCCCUUUGCCGUGGUGGGAAGCGUGGAAGAAGUUAAAGUUGGGAAUAAGACGGUGAGGGCCAGACAGUACCCCUGGGGUGUCGUGCAAGUGGAGAACGAGAGCCACUGCGACUUCGUCAAGCUGCGGGAGAUGCUGAUUCGAGUCAACAUGGAGGAUUUGAGGGAGCAGACGCACGCCCGCCACUACGAGCUCUACCGACGCUGCAAGCUGGAAGAGAUGGGCUUUAAAGACACCGAUCCGGACAGCCAGCCCUUCAGUCUUCAAGAGACUUACGAAGCCAAGAGGAAAGAAUUCUUGGGAGACCUGCAGCGUAAAGAGGAAGAAAUGCGACAAAUGUUUGUCAACAAAGUCAAGGAGACGGAAGCGGAGCUGAAAGAGAAAGAGAGAGAGCUUCACGACAAGUUUGAGCAGCUGAAGCGCAUGCACCAGGAGGAGAAGAGGAAAGUGGAGGAGAAGCGGCGGGACCUGGAGGAGGAGAUGAACGCCUUCAACAGGAAGAAGGUGGCCGCCGAGACGCUCUCCCUAUCCCAGCCUCUCAAGAAAGACAAGGAUAAGAAAAACAGAUCCGUAAAGACGGAGAACCAGUCGGGCGUGAGCGCCUCCAGCUCCAAGGUGAUGAUGGCCAAGGCCAACGUGGAGCCCUUGAACUGCCAAAGCUGGUGGCAGGCCAUACAGUGCUGCACCUGCCUGGUCCACAGCGCCACCUGGAAGCCCGGAGGCCUCUUCUGACGCCCCAUGGACGGAAUGAGGUGCGGGUGGCCAUAGACCAGCAGGGCGUGGAACUGCGAGGGGAGAUGAGACCAACACGAAAGCGCAUGAUGUCAUUGUUGUCCUCGUAAUCAUCCCGGACCUCUCCCGAAACAUCAGGUUGGAUGACGAAUCACCCACCAGCUCAUCACCCCUUCACUCAUUGAUGCGCUCGUUUGUAUUGUAUCGUAUUGUAUGUGCAGUGCUUUUCUGUGCUCUGGCCGUAGGCGCCACACCCAGUCCGAGUCGGACCGAAAAGGUAUGAAAAUACAUUCACCGGAGCGGACAUUCAUACAUUCUGGACAUUUAUUGGCGCCAACGAUCGUUCAUCUCUCGAGGAGCCGCGUUGUUAUAAGCCAUGUUCACUUUGCGCUCUCAAGUGGGGAAUUUUAGCGGAUGAUUCAAAGGGAGUGAAACGCUUUAUUUUUGUUUGAAUUCUGCCUUCUCAAGAUGGCCCGGAGGUAACGACAGCAUCUCACUGUUGUCAUGGUGAGCCGUUUGUGAUGAAUUAUCCAUCGAUUUUAUUGGCGCUGAAAGAAAUUUUGGGGAAAUAUAUUGUUCGGUCUGAGUCGAGAGUAUUUAUUUCAAAAUAUUUAUUUGAACAGUAUAUAUAUAUAUAUAUUUAAAAAAAUAAAUCUUUAUUUUGUAUUAUUAUUUUUUCAAUUGUUAUUAUAUUGCGUCUCUUUAUAUUGAAGUCUUUGUUAUACUUGAAGUGUUUGGGAGAGGCCCUCAACAAUAUAAUGCCACUUUUCCACUGUAUGUUGCUGUUUUGCUUUGCUUGUUUUUUUCCAUUUCAACAACUCUGGAUUAGAUACAACAAUUUUCCAUCUACUAUUUAAAAAGAGAAAUAAAUGUUGGAGUAUAGUACAGCAACAACAGGGUAAUCUAACAUGAGCUUGUGUACUUAUUUUUGCCACUUCUAGCUGUACUGUACUUGACCAACAAGCAGUGGUAGUUCCUCUUUUGAGAAAAAAAUGAAUAGAAGCAAGAGCAGAGGAGGCACCAUACAGUGGGAAAGGGGCAUUAUUUUAAUCCAAGAUGGGAAAAGUGUCGUUUUGUUCUGGCGAGAUUGUGACUUUAAGAACUUCCCGUCUGCUGUUGAUUCUUAUGGACGAAAUGUAGGCUUGACGAGAUUAACGACUCUGGAGGAAGCACGGCGGGAGAUUAGACAAAUCACCGCCUGAUGUUUUACAAGAUGCGCGUGAGAAAUCUUAGCCGGAAAGAAAAAUAGUCCCAACCAAAAAAAAAAGUCGCAAAACUUUGGCUAACGACGAUCUUACAAUGUGAAUGAAGUCGACGGGCGUGGAGGUGUACAAGUCCCAGUGCAGCUUGUCCAGAAUGAUGCGCUCCAUCCGAACGAUCUCCGCCGUGGAAAAGCUGCAGCCGCUCUGUGCAACCAAGUCGCUGACCGACCCUUUGACCUGUUUUCAACGCGGGGCCAACAACAAAUAAAAGUGUUGUUUGCAAGUAGC